Cynara cardunculus var. scolymus (artichoke) is the source of this 880-nucleotide messenger RNA. Its product is annotated as two-on-two hemoglobin-3. Gene Ontology annotation, molecular function: heme binding; oxygen carrier activity; oxygen binding. NCBI's taxonomy places the organism in Eukaryota, Viridiplantae, Streptophyta, Magnoliopsida, Asterales, Asteraceae. The coding region runs from base 149 to 661 and encodes 170 amino acids. The transcript has 4 exons. The record is from RefSeq and is a predicted model, not a curated record. Gene Ontology annotation, biological process: oxygen transport.
UGAAAGAAGAGAAUAGAAUCAAGAAGCAGCCCAUGGAUUCAUGAAAACCCCCAUUUCUGUUCUGUGUGUAGUUCCAAGAAAAAGCGUUUGCCCCACGAGCCUAUAAAUACAAUCACCCAUCCACACCCAUCUUCCAUUGCAUUUCGAUAUGCAGACCCUGCAACAGAAGGCGUCAGAGUGGAGUGGCGUUGACCAGCAAGAUGCCUUCGCCAUUGACGAGAUCAAUCUUUUCGACAAGCUAGGGCUUCAGACUUUCAUCGAUCUCUCCACCGAUUUCUAUACAAGGGUUUAUGAUGAUGAAGAAGAGUGGUUUAGGUCCAUUUUUGCCAACUCGAAGAAGGAAGAUGCAAUUCAGAAUCAAUACGAGUUUUUCGUGCAAAGAAUGGGAGGGCCUCCUCUCUACUCUCAAAGGAAAGGCCAUCCUGCUCUGAUUGGCCGCCACCGCCCGUUUCCGGUGACUCAUGAAGCGGCCGAGAGGUGGCUACUCCACAUGCAACAAGCACUAGAUAACACCACAGACAUUGAUCAAGACUCAAAGACAAGAAUGCUAAAUUUCUUCAGGCAUACUGCAUACUUUUUGGUGGCUGGAAAUGAUUUGAAGAACCAAAGCCAAGGAGCUCCACCUUGUAAGCAUGGAGCCAACAAACCAGCAGCAGUCUGAAUCUAAUUUUUUCUUUAAAACAAUUUGAUAGAAAAGGAUUUGUUACUGGAAACAACUGUUUUACUCUUUGGGAUAGAUAUCAAGUCUGCAUUCAUCCCACCUUAGUGAGUGAGGGGAUAUACUGGGAUGGUUUUAGAUUCGUUACUUGGAAAAGCGACAUGGAUGUCAUGUAACUUGAGUAAAGUAGAUUUUAAUUUAUAAAUGUUCUUGCAUUUUACU